AUGCGUUUCAUUUAUAUUGCAGUGCUGAUUCUCUACACCGCAAUUCUUGCGAGUGCAGGCUACAGAAAGCACUAUUAAACAUUAGAAAUUAAAUCUAAUGCCACAGAAUAAGAAAUUAAAAAGGCAUAUAGAAGAUUAUCUUAAAAGUAUCAUCCUGAUAAAAAUCAUGAAGCUGGUGCUUAAGAAAGAUAUCAAUAAAUCAACCAAGCCUAUGAAAUUCUCAGGGAUAAAGAUUUGAGAAGAGUUUAUGACUAAGAAGGAGACGAAGGUGUUAAAAGAUAUUAACAAUAAAAACAACAAGGAAAUCAAGGUGGUGGUGACAUUUUUGAUAUGUUUGGUGGCUUUUUCGGAAAUUAAAGAAGAAAUGUUGAAAGAAGAGGUCCUGAGUUAAAGAUGAGAUUAUACGUUAGUUUAGAAGAUAUUUAUAAUGGAAGUGAAGUUCCUUUCUUUAUCACUAAGCAAAUUUUAUGUCCUCACUGUAGAGGUACUGGAGCUGAUGAUCCUGAUCACAUUAAGACAUGUCCUGCCUGUAAUGGUUAAGGUCACGUUAUCAGAAGAUAACAAAUUGCUCCAGGAUAUUACCAAUAAUUCCAAUAAACUUGUGAUAAAUGUGGUGGUAAAGGUAAGACUGUAACUUCUAGAUGUCAUGUUUGCAGAGGUUCCAAGACUAUUCCUGGAUAUGAUGAGAUGUCAGUAUUUGUUGAAAAGGGUAUUGGUAACGGUUAAACCAUUAAAUUCGAUGGUGGUGGUGACGAGUAUGUUGAUGUUAGUGCAUCUGAUAUAAUUUUUGAAAUUGCUGAAUUACCUCAUUCUAUAUUUGUUAGAAGAGGAAAUAAUCUUCACAUUAACAUUUAAAUUACUCUUAAAGAAGCUUUAUUAGGAUUUAAGAAGAAAAUAAAGCAUUUAGAUGGCCAUUAUGUGAAAAUUAAUAAAGUUGGUGUCACUCAACCUGAAGAAGUUUAACAAAUUCAAGGAGAAGGUAUGCCAAUUCAUCAAUAAUCUUCAAAUUUUGGUGAUUUGUUCGUUAGAUAUAUAGUUAAGUUCGAAAAGCAAUACAAUACCAAGCAAAUAUAAGCAUUAGAAGAAUUCUUCAAGAUUCCUAAAUGA
Tetrahymena thermophila SB210 is the source of this 1107-nucleotide messenger RNA. RefSeq names its product DnaJ carboxy-terminal domain protein. Gene Ontology annotation, cellular component: cytoplasm. The record is from RefSeq and is a predicted model, not a curated record. NCBI's taxonomy places the organism in Eukaryota, Ciliophora, Oligohymenophorea, Hymenostomatida, Tetrahymenidae. Gene Ontology annotation, biological process: protein refolding; response to heat. The transcript has 6 exons. Gene Ontology annotation, molecular function: Hsp70 protein binding; ATP binding.